GAGCCGAGAUAUUCGUCUGCUUGAUUCUACAUGACAAGUCCACGAGUGUAUCAGAAGAAAUCUCAAAGUCCAAAGAAAAAACUACCUUUCUAGGAAAACCACGUGCCUCUCUUGCUAUGCCCUUCAUUGCUAAUAAUCCUCUCAAAAGGAAGCACUUGGCUAUGUGUAUCCAGAAGUGGAGUUGAUACCCACGGGGCACCAUCAUGCAUCAUCUGUUCAGACUGGUUUUGGGACAAAAGGACCUUUCCCGUGCUGGGGACCUCUUCUCCUUGAACGACUCAGAGAUUGAAGAAAGCCUGUCAGAAGCUUUGGAGCAAAUUAAAAUAAUUAGCUCAUCUUCAGACUAUUCAUCCAAUGGCAAUGACCAAGCCGUGGUUGAGAUCUGUAUCACUCGAAUCACAACAGCCAUCAGGGAGACUGAGUCCAUUGAGAAGCAUGGCAAGGCCCUCGUGGCUCUCUGGGAAUCCUGCUUGGAGCACAAUCUCAGCCCUUCAGGAAAAGAUGAGGACACACCCCAUGCAAAAAUUGCUUCUGAUAUCAUGAGUUGUAUUUUGCAGAAUUAUAAUCGACCUCCUGUGAUGGCAUUAGCAGUCCCAGUGGCAGUGAAAUUUCUCCAGAGGGGUAACAAGGAGCUGUGCAGAAAUAUGUCAAGUUACUUGUCCCUGGCUGCAAUCACCAAUCCAGAUCUCCUGGCUGAGCACACCGAUGCAAUAGUAAAGAGCAUCCUGAAAGGCAACUCCAUGCUGUUGCGUGUCUUGCCUUCUGUGUAUGAAAAGCAGCCCCAGCCAAUUAACAGCCACAUGACAGAGCUGGUGACCCUGAUGUGUGAGUUAGAGCCAACAGAACAACACCAUCUUCUCAGGCUGUUGCAGAUAGUCGCAAGGAGGAAACGGCCCAUGGUGCUUCAAGAAUGUAUUCCUUUCUUAAUUGAACAUUUAAAGAACCCUACUCACAGUGACAUUAUCCUAAAUAUACUCAUCGAAAUAUCUAGCUACGAACCAGCAGCUUUGAGUCGCUUUCUUCCAACACUGAAGGAGAUCGGUACAAGCUUUCCCAGCCUGAUUGGACGAAUGGCAAGAAUCUAUGGAGCUGUUGGCCAUGUGAAUGAAGAGAGUGCGAGGACCUGCCUGACUUACCUGGUGGACCAGCUCGCUAACAUGGAGCAUUCCUAUCACCAUCUUCUCCUGUUGGAGAUUAAGAAUCUCACAGACACCUUCUCUACCAUCCUGGGGACUCAAAGCAGAGAUAUCUACCGGAUGAGUAACAGUUUCACUGCCAUUGCCAAGCUUCUCAUUCGACACCUGGACAGCGACAAUACGCAAAGAAGGAGGAUGGAAAGUGAGCCUGAAACGGAACCUUUAGAACCAUUGGAAGAUCUCAAAUCUGCUGCAACUAAUGGAAAUGAAGAGGAUGAAAGACUGCAAGUUAAGAUACAGGCUUUUGAAGAAAAAAUAAAUGGAGAGCACAGUCCUCCUGGUUCUGUUAGAAGAUACAGUCUAAGCCAAGUUUCAAAGGAAGAAAGAAAAGAUAUGAGAUUUAAUAGGUCAAAAAGUUUAGCUUUGCAUGCAGUCCACCUAAACCAUACAAAUUCAGAUGAUGAACAAGAUGUUAAGAAUGGAGAUGUAAUGGCCAGCAUCUCUUUUUCAGAAAUAGACCCGCUUAGCCAAGAAAAUCACAAGUCACCAUUUAAGGCAAAUACUGAAGAAUCACAGCUGGAAAUUUCUUCAAUUUCACACCCAAGUAGUAAAUGGACAGAAUCCGAGAACUUGCCAGAAACAGUUAAAGAGAAUGACCCCCAAGAAACACCAGAGACUACACAAAGUCAUGUGGAAUACCAGGAUAAGCUCUAUUUGCACUUAAAGGAAAAUCUCAGCAAAGUGAAAGCAUAUGUCAUGGAAAUUGGGAGGAACAUUCCAGUCCCAGAUCAGUGCACCAUUGAAGAUGCAGUUGGAAGUUGUGUAGCAAAGCUGUCCUUCAGCUGUACCUUGAAGGGCCAUUACUGCCUAUACAGUAAGUCCAGCUUUACCCUCAUCAGCCGCCAGCCUCAGCUAUGGAUUCAUAUCAUGUUUCUGUUUCAGCAGGGCUCAUUUCUGGAGCCACUGUCCACACAAAGUGUGUCAGUGCGAGCUCUCAGAUCCUUGUGGGCAAAGACACAGAUAAAAGGAACUCACAGUUUUGAAACUGCAAUGAUACAAUCUACAUUUCCCCAUAAGAAGGACCUGGACCAGGUACAGCAACAUCUGGAGGAAGUGAGAUUCUUUGAUUUGUUUGGCUUUAGUGAAGAAGCGGGCGCAUGGCAGUGCUUCAUGUGCAAUAAUCCGGAAAAGGCAACAGUUGUAAAUCAAGAUGGCCAACCUCUCAUGGAAGGAAAACUGAAAGAGAAACAAGUUCGAUGGAAGUUCAUUAAAAGAUGGAAAACCCGUUAUUUCACCCUGGCUGGCAAUCAACUUCUGUUUAGGAAAGGGAAGUCCAAAGAUGAUUCAGAUGACUGCCCCAUCGAACUGAGCAAAGUCCAGAGUGUCAAAAUCGUGGCCAAGAAACGUAGGGACCGGAGUCUUCCCCGGGCCUUCGAGAUUUUUACUGACAACAAGACCUAUGUCUUCAAGGCCAAAGAUGAGAAGAAUGCUGAAGAGUGGCUUCAGUGCAUUAAUGUGGCAGUGGCUCAGGCAAAAGAAAGGGAGAGCAGAGAAGCCACCACUUACCUGUAGCCAACAUUGCAUGGGAUAGCUCAUCACAUCUUCUGACAGACAGCCUGAAGGGGACAGCCUCACCCAUCCUGGUAAUUCAUUGCUAAAUACUAGAGGGGCUAUUUUUUGUAAGAAGCAGGUCCCCAAAGGGAUGAGCUGGAAUCUUUGACCAUGGCUGUCUAGUGGCCCCAAGGAAAAGGGAGCUUUGAAAUAAACUCUUGGUUGGUGUAGGGACGUAAAAAGGCAGUGAUCAGUGUUCCAAGGACCUUUUGGACAAUGUUGAAUUCUUAAGAAAGUACACCGAAAGUGGACUUCAGUUUAUUAUCAUCAAUUCAAUUAUGCAAAUAAUUCUGCAAACUACAAUGUGCAUGGCGCUGUUCUAUGCACUAAGGAUGAUAAGAAUGAAAACUAACUCAAUUUGAGCCCCAGUAAAUUUACAAUGUAUGUGGGGAUGGUGUUGGGGGGUGGGGCGGCAUGUAACAUGAACAUGGAUAUAAGUACAACACAGUUGGAAUCCUUGCUGCCCUUUAGAGAUUAGCUUAAGCUCCUCUUCCUAGGAGGUCUUUUCUGAUCUCUCCAAUUGUUAAGUGUGCUCCUUAAUGCCCCCUCCCUCAAAUUAUUUUUUAUUUACUUGCUAGACUAUAUAGUUUAUAUUUACUUAUCUAGCUAUAUGAUGGUCCCGCACCAUUAGAAGGUAAUUUCCUUGAGGACAGAGAUUAUUUGGCUUUUGUCAUUGUAUUCAUGGUGCCUAGCAUAGUGCUGGCACAUAGGAGGCAUCUAAUAAAUGUUUUGUUAAUAGAGUUCUUGAAUACAAAGUAGACCAUGAUAGAAACAAAGGAAAGCUUGAGGAAAAUUCGAAAGAGGGAGAGAUUGUUUUCCAACAGACAUUAUUUAAUUUGCUGUUUAUAGCUCUUCUAUCACAGGAAAGAACUAAUGAAGGCCACCUUCUAAUUAUCAACUGUUCAAGAAAAUGAUCUUGAGAAACAGAAUUAAUGGACACUAGAGGGAAAAUAUCACUUAGGACAUUAUUUCUGAGCUUAUUGAUCUUCCUUCUCCCUCAGAGCCAAUGUGAGUAGUAUAGUAUUAAACAGUCAUCACACUAAAGCAGUUAUAUGAUCAAACAUCCAUCAUUCAGAGAUUUUGUCCAAUUGCUUUAAGUUUAUACAAUACAGGCAAUAGUUAUAGGAUUGAAUUUAUUUUCUUGCUAAAGCAGUAAUUGGACUCAACAAGGUCUGACCAUAUCACCCCUACUGAACAAAUUCAGUGGCUCCCAAUUUUGAUUAAAAACAAACGCAAAAUCCUCUGUUUAGAUUUUUAAGCCCCUUCCAGCCUUUUCAGGCUUCUGACACUUUAUUCUUCUCCACAUCCAUGAUGAUCCAAUGACUCUGGCUUUCUUGUGGUCCCUUGCACAGGAUACUCCAUCUUUUGACUCUACUCAUUCCCAGUUACUGUUCCCCAAGCCUAGAAUCCUUUGUCCCAUCACCUCUACCUCCUGGGCUCUCCAGAUUCCUUUAAGACUCAGAUCAAACCCCACCUUCUGCAUGUGGCUUUUCUCAGUCUAGUUCCUUACCCCAAAUAUUACCAUCCAUUUACCUUGCAUGUACUAUUUUUAUCAUGUUAUCUCCUAACAGAAUGUAGACCACUUGAGGGCAGUGACCUUUUUGCCUUUCUUUAUAUUCCAGUGCCCGAAAUGUAAGGAAGUGUUUAAUCAGCAUUUGUUGACUGACUAUCCCAUAGUAUGUACAAGGCACAGAGAGUACAAGAAAGUAUACCCACAGUAACUACAAUGGUCCCCAUUCUCCAUAGAGAUGCCAUCUAAUUAAAAAUAUCCAGUUUUGAGGAAUCCUUUAUUCCCUACUUUUAUCAUCUUCUUUUGCCCAUGAAACUGUAGAAACCUGAGCCAAUACACACCCAUUUUUAAGAUAAUUUGUGGUUUCUGUAUUUUAAAGAAUCUCUCCCUGAAAAGCACAAAGAUCUUUGGGGUUUUAUUUGGAAAUCUAUGAAAUUAAAGAUGUUAGAACUGCUUAGCAAAACCAAGAUCAUAACAAAUAUUAUGAAGGUAUUAAGUGACAUUGCAUGCAUUAUUUAUAAUUCCAGUGCCAACAGAAUGCCCAGACCUUGACAAGGCAAAAAAAACAGCAAUGAAAUCCUAGCAAUGUACUGAUACACACACACACACACACACACACACACACACACACACACACACACACAUCUAGCCAAUUGAGACCACUAAAGAAAGAAUUCUUUCUGUGACUUAUUACCAAGUAUGUGUGAUUUAAUUACCUGGCUGCCUCCAUAUUUGGGGCCAACACUAAUCUCCUUGCCUUUAAGCCAGAUCUAGUGAGGAGUACAUGGGCAAAGUCUAAGUGAGUGAGAGUUCUGGUUUCACUCUGAUAGACAGCAUUUCCAAGGAUCAGCUGCCUCCCCAGACUCCAGAAUCAUACUGUGGAUCUCCAAAUAAUCAGUUCCCUUGUGAUAUUUAUUACUGGAAUACCUACUGCUGGAGCUGGCCAGGCUCAACUUGAAAUCGGUCUACGUCCCAAGAGGAGGUUGCCAUUCUUGAUCCUGAUCUGGGCAGAGACGACUUUUGUAAAUAUUUCUGAACUUUAAAACAAAAUGUUGGUUUGAAUUAAGUUAGAACAGAGAUUCAAGUGGUUCUUAUUUUUAUCCUCAUUUUGAAUUUUUUUCAUAGAAAGCCUGGGGCAACUUGCUUUAUGUAAGUGAGGACCUGAGUGCCAACUCCCUUCAAAGCUAGAUUCAAGCAUCAGAUCUAUGACACCCUUCCUGAUCCUCCCCCAUCAUUUCCCCCACUGCUCCCCAAAGUUAUCUUCUAUUCCCUUCUCUGUGUGUACAUAUUGUGUCCUUUCCCCAAUAGAAUGUAAUUUUUUGAUGGUAGAAAUUAUUGAAGGCAGUGCUCUCCACUGCACCCCCAAAUUACUUUGUAAUUCCUUAUUUGUGUCCAUAUUGCUGCACUUCAAUAUUCUUACCAUGAGAAUAUCAUUGAGUAUACUUGUGUUCAAUUCAGGCUUUCCUUAGAUGGGAACAUGAUGGCUGGUUCCACAAAUGGAGACAAAGAAAGACACAUGGGGAAUACUAGAUUAAGCUGAUUUUCUGGUGCAAGGUCCCACGAUGUAACCAGUAACUCAUUACCACUGCCCUAAGCUCUCAGGAACCAAGGUCAGCUUUGGAAAUCUCUCACUAAGUUACUCUUUUAACUACUGCCCCUUCCCCUGGCUCUCCUCCAGGAAUGACAGAAUUGGAGCCAUCACUAAAGAAAAAAGAGCCCAAACUCCCUAUUCAUGCACACAGGGUAACAUAAUAUUAACAGUAGGACAGAUUUCAUUGUUCCUGGCGAUAAAAGCAAAGGAAUCAUGCUAGAACCUAUAAAUAGUCAAAGUAACUCUCCAUUGGUGAGUGUCCCCUUACCCUAGAUGCCUAUUAACUUGUUUUAAAUGUAUAGAACCUCCCUGAAUGUGAGAACUCAUUUUUAGAGGAAAAAGAUUUGGAGUCUCUAAAGCAGGAGUUCUUAACCUAGGGUUUCUGAACUAAGUUUUGGGUUGUUUGCUAUUUUUUAAAUAUUCUAAUAGCUGUAUUUUAAUAUGAUUGAUUUCCUUUUUAAUCUUAUGAAUUUUAUUUUAUGCAUUGUAAAACAUUCCGAGAUGGGGUCCAUAGCCUUCACCACCAUGCCAAAAAGAAGGAUAAUGACCCAUAUUCUAGAAAGUCAAGCCCUUCCUCCAGACCUUCACAGUCCACAAGGCUCACAGUACUUCCUAAAGUGCUAGGUCUACACUCUUCUUACUUCCAUGAUUAUUCCUUCUACAGGCAGAAUUAUGUGGCCAAACUGAGAAACAUGAGCAUCAUUUCUUUGCUUAACCUCGUCUUAGCCCCCUCCACUGAUUAUCAUAGUUGCCUUUUCCUAGUAGAGAAGCAUGAGUGCCUUUCUGAUAGCUGUUUCCUUUCCUUCCUGUGCUUUCCCCAAUGCUGCUAAAAACAAACAAAUUGGAAAUCAUCAUACCAUUUGCUCAAACAUUUUCCCCAGUGCUAGACCCUGCCUAAAUAAAAAUGCCUAAAUUUGGCCAUUCCUAAAAAGUAUGAGGCAAGUCAAAUCUAUAUGUGAUAUACCCAUCAUCACCACUGGAAAACAAUAUGCCAAAAAGAGUGUACCGAAGUCUUUGAUGCACUGAGUAGAUCACAUUAUAGAAUGGCUUUGGACCUGGACAAAAUGUGUCUUUUGUGUUCUUCCAUUCUCCUCUUCCUUCUUGUGUUCCCCUACUCCCUCUGGGUACCCCCAAGCUCCAAGGGGUUUAUUUCUAACAGCCUUUCACACACACACACACACACACACACACACACACACACACACACACACUGGCAUCCCACAUGAGUGUAUCUUUUUGGCCAGACUUUUCCUGGCCCUCCUCCCCCUGCCCCCUCAGUUAAAGCUUAUUUCCUUUGUCCCAUUCAUUCAAGGAUCUGUUCAGUGAUCAAACAGAUUUUCUCCACUGUGCUAUAGGUCGUAAUAGUUCAAUGUGUCCCCCUUCCUUAGAGAAUAUGCAUUUUUAACAGCACCUUCAAUAUUGUAAGCCAAAGUAUUGAGUAGUUUGAGAAUUUUGGUACCAUGGAAUGGGGAAUAGCAAUAGAUAUGGGGAGAGCAGAGGCCCUCUGAUUCUACUACACAGGCAGCUGCCUACUCUGUCUAGGCAUAAGGCCAAUCCCACUGUGGACAGCCCCAGGAAUUUGUCCCAUACAUAGAUUCCUCAGGGGCUUAAGUUAAAUGAGAUUUUGCUUCCAAUUUCCACACACUGAGUAUAUCAACAAAAAGUAAACACAAUUUAGGAAACACAAUGUCUAUGAAAUUUUACAGCUUUCUUGAACAUUUUUCCUUAAAAUGCUAUUCAGGACACAUUGUACUAAUUAAUGUAAUUUCUUUCUGUUGAGAAACUGCCUCUUGAACCUUAUAAUGCUUAAAACAAAAACAAUUUUUCACUCACUGCCCUUUAACCAACAAAAUUAUUUGAGUUCCUCUGAAAACUAAGGGUUUAAAUGAAUUCACAACUUGGAAAAAAAUUCUGUGUGUGUCUGUGUG
Trichosurus vulpecula (common brushtail) is the source of this 7776-nucleotide messenger RNA. It is a transcript of the gene VEPH1, whose product is annotated as ventricular zone expressed PH domain containing 1. The coding region runs from base 204 to 2708 and encodes 834 amino acids. The transcript is spliced from 14 exons. Gene Ontology annotation, cellular component: plasma membrane. NCBI's taxonomy places the organism in Eukaryota, Metazoa, Chordata, Mammalia, Diprotodontia, Phalangeridae. Gene Ontology annotation, molecular function: phosphatidylinositol-5-phosphate binding. Gene Ontology annotation, biological process: regulation of signal transduction. The record is from RefSeq and is a predicted model, not a curated record.